AUGAGCAGCAGCGGCCGAGGCAACGAGGACGGAGGCGGGGCCAGCAGCAGCGACCGGGCCCCGGCGCAAAGUAGCGUGGUGACUAUGGUUAGCCCCUCCUCCAACGGGUUGUUCACGCCUCUGGAAAUCAUGGACAACGGCCCAAACGCGCACUUGCACACGUACCGCCUCGAGCAGGGGCCCGACGGGCUCAUGAGGACGACCAGGACCGGCCCGCCGCCCAACUUUGAGGAGCAGAAGCGGGCCCAGCGCAUCGCGGAGCUGCGCCGCGAUCUCGAUGCCAACACCCUCCCGGACCAGCGCGUCAACUUCGAGGCCCUGAUCCGCUACUACGAGGGCGGUGGCCGGCAGCCCGCCGGCACGGAGGAGCUCUGGGUCCUUGACGGCGAGUUCGUGUGGGGUCGCCUGCGGAGGCCCGAGGACUUUCCUCUGGGUGUCUAUUUCAACCCCAACGUUAAGAAGUUCUGCGAGAAUACCUGGAUGCGCCAGUGA
This is a messenger RNA of Lasiosphaeria miniovina, 492 nucleotides long. RefSeq lists its product as uncharacterized. The transcript has 2 exons. Lineage: Eukaryota; Fungi; Ascomycota; Sordariomycetes; Sordariales; Lasiosphaeriaceae. The record is from RefSeq and is a predicted model, not a curated record. The coding region runs from base 1 to 492 and encodes 163 amino acids.